This is a messenger RNA of Anthostomella pinea, 2988 nucleotides long. Lineage: Eukaryota; Fungi; Ascomycota; Sordariomycetes; Xylariales; Xylariaceae. The record is from the annotation of a GenBank genome assembly.
AUGUCUGGUUCUCAGCACAACGAUCGGAUGGCUGCUUACCACCAGCCGGGCGCCGGUAAGCAACAACAACAACAACAACAGGCCAACCCCACUGACCAACAACAGCCAGAGGCACUAGGGAGACUGAAUGACCUUGCUACCGUCGCCACCAAUGCCGGCCCCUUCCACCCGCUGCACGCUCCUGCCCCCAUCACCCCGGCGCCCUCGGCCUUCUUGAGCAGCGCCGAUGCCACACCUGGCGCUGCCCCCAAUCCGACCGCACACCAGCAGCAGAGAGAGCAGCAGAGAGCGAAGCGCCGCGUGCCUAACUCGCAGCGGAAGCGCGCCCAGGUCAGCUGUGAUGCAUGCAAGGUUCGAAGAUGCAAGUGCGUUCGCGUGAGACCGGUCUCUGACGACGAGGCUGCGAGGCUGGAAGACCUCCCGCCUUGCAAGCUAUGUACCGAGUCCGGUAUCCCGUGCGUCACCACCGUGCCACGGAAGCAUCGCGUGUAUGGAAGCGUCGAGAACCUCGAUCGGCGAUAUAGAGCCCUGGAAGCCUUGGUUUCGGCGCUAUUUCCCAACCUGGAUCCUGCUUCCAGCGCCGACGAACUGGUAGCAUUCGGACGAGGAAUGGGGCUCACGAUCCCCGACUUGGCCGAAACAGCAGGUCAGGCUUCUUCGGCGCCUUCUGCCGUGCAGGGAGGCCUGGCAUUGCCUACGCCCCCUUCGGAUCGACCUCAAACUCCCACCCUAUUCCAGGCCAGCGCGGCGCACGAGAAAACGAUGCUGCCUCAGGCAUACACGCGGCAAGGCGGUUCAUCGAUGGGCGCGGCCCCACCGUCCCACGGACGGAAGGGCGAGCUUCUGGCGCACGAAGAUGGAAGCACGGGGCUGAUCCUCGAUGCCAGCGGUCGGCCACAUUACAUAGGGCCGUGCGGAAGUCUGACCUUCUUCGUUGCCGUUCGCGAGCUGAUCGCACGACGACUAGAGACAAGCGAGCACCAGCAAUCUCCGGAGAAUCGUGGGGAUAUCGUCGAUAUAGGCGGGUCUCGGGGGUUGAUAGGCCACACGCUGCGACCUUCGCAGAGCGGAGCCGGCGAGGAUCGACCAGCUAAGUCGUCCUCAAUGCGAGUGCGACAUCUUGCGUCGGCUAUAGACCAUCUAGAAGGCGACUCUCCGCCGUGGGCGUUCGAGGAGAUCCCCGAGUCGUCACCGGACUAUCCCAACAACCCUGACUACUGGAGGUACCGCAGGUUGGCAUCGGCGAUAGAUCUGCCAUCCAGAGAACAAGCAGACAAAUGUGUCGAUGCGUAUUUCCGCACGGUACAUCCAGACUUCAUCAUUUUCCAUCGAGGGACCUUUCAACACGCAUACGAGACUCUGUGGCGUUCACGAGAAAGCAGCCGAGGCGGGGCCAAGGGCGAGAGGUUGGGCGACGUAUCCGUUUCGAUCGGCUGGCUGUGUUGCUUGUACAUGAUCUUUAUAUUUGGGUCUCGGUGCACCUCGCAGAACGGCAGCUCGCUCGGGUUCCAACGCAAGUGGUUCGCCGAAGUGGACAGGCUGCCGCCAUUUCUCAGCACCUCGAGUCUCCCAAAUGUGUGUGCUUAUAUGCUUCUGUCAUUGUACUAUCACAACGCCAACGACAGAACCAGCUCCUGGACCUUUCAAGGGGCGGGAUGCCGCCUCGCCAUCGCCCUGGGGUUGCAUCGUGAGAAGGUAUCCAACUCGUACGAUCCGCUCAACCGAUAUCUUCGGAAACGAAUCUGGUGGACCAUGUACAGUUGGGAACAGUUCCUGUGCUGCUCCCUGGGUCGCCCCAGUGCCAUCGACGACCACGAGAUGGACGUUGGCUUACCCGAGGACCACUUCCUCGAAGGCAACCUGCUGCCGGCCGACUACCUAAAACAUUCCUACCAGCUGGAAAUGCUGCACGCAGCCAUCAGACGUCAAAUCUACGAUCCAUCCUCCGUUGCGUCCAAGACGUAUGGUCGCGCGCUCGAAUUUCUGGUUCCCCUUGCGGCGUGGGAAGAGAUUCUGCCCAAACGACUGAAAGCUGUUUCGGCCGCGGAUGGCCUGGAUGGCAAUCACAGCCCGUGGCGAAACGUUCACCUGCUUCGCAUCCGGCAUCAAGACACAUUUAGCUUCUUGACGCGGCCUUUCUUGCUCAGAGCUGUUCAAUCUGCCAAUGGCGCGGACCGACUUGGAUCUGAAGCCUCAACGAUCACUACCUUGAGUAGGGUCUGCGUGACUUCUGCGAUGCGCUGUAGCGAGUCGGUGUUGGAAUUGGCGGAAGUAGGUUUCCUGAACGGCAUAACUUGGGUCGACGUAAGUUUUGCGUAUGUGGCGUGCAUCAUCAUCUCCCUCGCUUUGCUGUAUCCGGACUCCCUUACGCAAGAUGGAGGCGUCGGUCAAAUUCGACCAACACUACCUAGCCCCGAGUUGAUCCAGGAAUACAGCAGGGAAGAAAUGGAAAGCAGAGUGAAAAGGCUGUGUCAGGUCAUGUCGUCUAUCGAGAUGUGCGGGACGUCGGCGCGAUUCGCAAACAUGGCCAUUGGGAUCGCAAAAGCUGGUGGGAUUCUGAGCGGAGAGAGGCUGACUACUGAGCGCUCAUCUCUCCCCGAUCCAUCCAGAAUGGUUCUGGAUGUCGAUCCCAACGACGAAAAUCGUUCCAGUGGCGGUAGCGACACCCGGGAUGUCCAGGGACACCAGGGACACCAGGGAAACCAAGGAAAUCAAGCCCACCCACCUCAUGCUGGUCAUGGCUACCAAUAUCAAGCAGAUGCUAGUGGAGGGCCUCAUUUCGUAUCUGGAAUCAACCUUUUCCCGUCGCAGGCCGGGUCUGAUUUGGAGCAGAUGCUUGACAAUAGCAUGAACCUGGGGGUAGGCGAUGACAUACAGUGGGAUAUGGUUCUACCCCCUUCCCAGUGGAAUGACGCCGGUCUAAACAUGGAUAUGGAUUGGAUCUGGCAAGGCCCAACCCAGUACCAAGGCGCCGCCGCAGGUCAGUAG